UCUGCAUCAGCGCUACCUACACUGCGCGCUAAGCCGUUUCCCUUCUAACGGCGUGAAACUGUGCUGUCCACCCUGCAAGGCCGCAACAUCGCUGGGGCAUCCGGGCGACCACUUCACCUCGCGUGCGUGUACUUCAAACCAAAAAGUCGCCUGUAGUAUACCUUGCAUAUGACUAUUAUGAUGAGUGACCAAGCCUAGGAUUGGCUGGGUUGAGCCCCCAGGAAAAUGCUCCCAAUCCAAGGGAAGCCGGCUCGGCCGCUGCGCGAGCGCUUCCUAUGCAGUAGGUUUGCCAGCCGCAACCACAAAUGCCAGCGCAUUUUGCCGCGAGCAGCAGAGGGCGAGCGCCUGCUUGCCGCGACGGCCGUGGCAUUGCUGGUUGAGAUGUCAUCAGCAACGCAGGUGUCUGCAUUUGGCCUGGGACCGGCUGUCGCCUGGAGCUCGGAAGCAGCCACCCCCACGACCCUUAUAGCGGAACCCCCCGCGCCUCCCGCGUCUGCGCCGCUACCUGCGCCACUGCCACCACUGCUGUCCGCGUCGCUGCCGCCCUCAGCCCCCUCGGAGGGGCUUUCAAUGGCCCCCGCGGUCAGCAGAGACACCCCAAUCACCACCAGCACAGUCAGUGGCGGCGGGGGCGGUGGCGGGGGCGGUUUCCUGGGCUUGUUCGCCGCCAGGGAAGCACCGCAACAACAGCGGCAGCAGCAGCAGGCCGCAAUGGCGGCAGUGCAACAACAGCAGCAGCAGCAGCAGCAGGAAGAGGAGGAGGCGCCGCAGGCGUUAGCAAACCCCAAUGCGGGGGCAGGUCGGAGGGCAAGGGAAUCGGCGCGGAGGAGCCGCAACAACGUGGUGGCUGCGGCUGCCGCUGUGGAGGAGCCCCCUGCACAGCCCGGCAGGCAGCAAGCACAGCAGCAGCAGGGAGAACAGAAGCAGGGAGAGGUGCCUGCGGCUGCUAAGAAAGGCGAGGGCUCGCUGCUUACAUGGAUCCUGGAGCGGGCGGCCCUCCUCUCGGUGGGCGGAGUGGGCGGUGUGGCGGCGGUGCGCGCCCUCACCUCGCCCGCCGCACGAGCUGUCAAGGUGGAAGAUGCAGCAGCCCGGGCUGCUGCUGCUACUGCUACUCCUGCCCAGGCUGCUUCUGCCUCGACGGCUGCUACCUCUGCUGCUGCCGCGGCCUCCCCAGCUGCUGCCACUGCGGCGGCUGGGACCGCUGCUGCUCUGCAGGGCCAACCCCCGCCAGCUUCCCUAGCUCCCGAACGUCCCAUCUGGGCCCCAGGUCGCGGCAGCCCAACGGGCUCAGCGGGUGACAGCAUGGCUCCUCCUCCUCCUCCUCCAGCAUCCCCGGCUGCUGCCGGCGCCCCUUACUACAGUCCCCCGCCGCCGCCUCCCUGGUGGUACGGCCGUUAUCCCGGGUACGAACAAUACGGACCGUACGAUGGGCCGUACACCGCCCCGCCGCCUUCUGUGCCGUACAACCCGGGGUAUGGCUGGCGGCAGCCUCCUGUUGCGCGCCAAGGUGAAGAACCCACAACAGAGUCGCCAGCGGCGGAGGUCGCUGCUGAUAGCGAGUCGUACUAUCCGUACUAUUACCCUGCACCUGGGGGGUAUUGGUGGGCAGAUCCCCGGGGAGUCCCCGGGCAGUCGCCUCCGCCCACGCCGUACGGCCCCUACUGCAAUCUGCCGUACGGGCCUUACGGAGGACCCAUGCCGCCGUCGCCUAUGAUGCCACCGCCGACUGUACCGCCGCCGCCGCCGUCACCGCAAACGAGACGAGGGUUUUCUGAGCUGCCGUCGAGCUCAAUUGCACGGAAGGGACGCAAUCCCUGGGCUGUCUCGGAGGAGAAAGGGAGGCCAAGUGACGGCGAGCGUUUGAACGUAACGGCUGCAGUGGGGUCGGGGACAGGGACGACUGCGUUCCCGUUGGCGGCAGCGCAGCAGCAGCAGGGGUGGGAUGCGGAGGGAGCUCUUCGCAGCGGCAGCGGAUGGGGUGAGGAGCCAGCAUCAACCACCCCCGAAGCAGCACCGUACGAUCCUGAUUACGAUGCUGAUUACGUCAGUACGGCGUAUGCGGAGCUGGAGGACAUGGAUGCGGCGAUUGCUCGGCUGCGUGCAAAGAUGGAGGAGCUGCAGCUGCAGGAGGAGGAGGG
This is a messenger RNA of Astrephomene gubernaculifera, 2138 nucleotides long. The record is from the annotation of a GenBank genome assembly. Lineage: Eukaryota; Viridiplantae; Chlorophyta; Chlorophyceae; Chlamydomonadales; Astrephomenaceae.